Molecule: messenger RNA, 1100 nt
Organism: Manis javanica (Malayan pangolin)
Lineage: Eukaryota; Metazoa; Chordata; Mammalia; Pholidota; Manidae
Gene: CLEC1B
Product: C-type lectin domain family 1 member B
Biological process (GO): platelet formation; signal transduction
Cellular component (GO): plasma membrane
Molecular function (GO): transmembrane signaling receptor activity
Source: RefSeq, a predicted model, not a curated record
UGAACUUCUGUUCUUUGAAAGGAAGCAUGUGAUGCAGUAUUCCUUCAUUCAGAGUUAAAGAUAAGGAAACAGGAAACAAAUGCCAUAUCUACUCCUUUACAGCAAGUUAUUAUUACUUUUGUAUUUUUAUGUUCAAGGUCCAUGUAUCUCUGACCAGCUAUGAAAGAGCUUCCUGGAAAAAAACACAAAAACAAAAACCAACAAAAAAAUGUGCUGCAGCUCAUAUGGCUCCACCUUAGCAGAGACUGGAGGACCACAGCUUGGGAGACGUUGAAAUCCUGAGUGGACACUACAUUUUGCAAAGUCACCGAAUCCUGAGCUCAUUUGCAGUCCAAGGCAAGCCAUGCAGGAUGAAGAUGGAUACAUCACCUUAAAUACUAAAAAAUCUCAAAAACCAUCUCUCAGCUCAGUUCACCCAGCUUCCUCAUCUGUGUGGCGUGUGACCACUUUGAUUCUGCUGAUCUUGUGCAUGGGGAUGGUUGUUGGGCUGGUAGCCCUGGGAAUUAUGUCUGUCACACAGCAAAACUACCUACAAGCUGAGAAAGAAAGUCUCUCAGGAACUCUGCAACAGUUAGCAAAGAAGUUCUGCCAAGAUUUAAUCAAACAAUCAGAAAAAAAGGGCAGCUUCAACCAUAAAUGCAGCCCAUGUGACACAAACUGGAGAUAUUAUGGAGACAGUUGCUAUGGAUUCUUCAGGCACAACGUGACAUGGGAAGAGAGUAAGCAGUACUGUGCCGACAUGAAUGCUACUCUGCUGAAGAUCGCCAGCCAGAACAUUCUGGAAUACAUCAAAAACAGGACUGCAUUAAUUCGUUGGGUUGGAUUAUCCUGCCAGAAUCCUAACAAGGUCUGGAUGUGGGAAGAUGGCUCAGUUCCCUCCAAAAAUAUGUUUCAGCUUUCUGAAAAUGGAAGAGAAAAUAAGUGUUGUGCCUAUUUUCAUAAUGGGAGAAUCCGCCCUACCUCCUGUGAGAACAAGCAUUACUUCAUCUGUGAGAGGAAGGCAGGCAUGGUGAGGAUGGACAAGCUGUUGUGACAGAGAAAGAUGCACAGAAUGUCAUGACCAGGGUUUGACUGCACAAUAAAAGAUCUGGAUGAAGGAA